CUUCAAUAAUCAUCGUCUUUCGCUUUCUCUUUCACUCAAAACCUCUGCUUUCGAUCCACCCAGGCUUCCUUCUUCCUCAAAGUUUCCAUUUACCCCAAUCCGAACACCACCCAUUCUAGGGUUUCUGCUUGAUCCAAGCACAAGAACCACGUAGUUUUGUAGAGCCCCAAAUUCUGCAAUGGAUUCUGCAACAAUCAAAGCUUCUACUGUCGUUCCAGAUGCAUCUGCCCCUCCUCCUCCUCCACCGCCGCCGACCCCUUCUAACCACCGCCGGCCUAGGGUCCGGGAGGUGAGCUCUAGGUUCAUGUCUCCGGCGGUUUCUUCAACCGCGCCGAGGCGGCGGCACCACCAGCAACCGGAAGUUGAUUCCUCGAAUUCCUCUGAUGAGAAUCACAGGCCUGUUGAUAAUUCAGAUGCAGGAACCCCGUUCCCAGUUGGGUGUAAUUCAACUUCUCAGUGUAAAGGGAAUUUGGGGAACACUACUACUACUCAGAGGAAACAAAGGGCUGUGAAGCUUUUCAAGGAGAAUAACAAUAAUGGAGUGGGAAGAGACCCUUCAAGGUCAUGUUCUGGAAGAAUUGGAGUUGGAAUUGGGAAUGGUGGUUUCGGUGCCACCCCUUCUAGGCCUGAUACCCCCACAGUUGUUGUGCCUUCAAGGUAUAGGCUCACGCCGCAGCACAGGGGUAACACCUCGGCCGCUGCGAAACUGCUUCAGGCCAGUGGAAUGUCACUAAAGGGCAAUGCAGGUUCUGGUUGGCCUCGGAUGGAAACCAACUCGGUGUCCGGGGAUGCUUCAUCGGUGUGCUCCGAUGAUGAUUGUCGUAGCGAUUCGGGUGUGAGUUGCAGCACUCAGUCACUUCCUGAGUUGUGUUCUGAGGUAGAUAUGUUGCCUUCUGUGUCAAAUAGGUCAGUGGCUGAAAAAAUUGGCAGUAGAAGUGUCUUGAGUAGUAGCAUUAGUAGCAAUAGUGGUAGUAAUGUUGAGUCGAAAGUACAUGCUUCGCCUUUCCAUCGGUCGAUUACUUGGCCGUCUAGUUGCGAGAAGCAAACUCCUUCACUGUCCAAGCUGUAUGGAAAUCAAUUGAAUCAUGUUAAGGCAGGAGGACUGAGUUUGCCUCCGGUACCCCCUAGCGCGAAACCGGUGGCAGAAACAAGGAAAGGGAAGAAAGGGUCUAGUAAUCAGGAGGAUGUGCAUUCCUUGAGACUGAUGUAUAAUCGUUAUCUGCAAUGGAGAUAUGCCAAUGCCAAAGCAGUGUCUGCCAUGAAAGUGCAGCAAAGAGAAAGUGAGAGAGUACUAUAUUCUCAGGCGAUGAAAAUAUCAGAAAUGCGGGAUUCUGUAAACCGGAAACGCGUAGAACUGGAGCUUUUGCGGAGAUCAAAGACUCUCUCAACAAUUCUUGAUGCGCAAAUUCCCUAUCUGGAUGAGUGGUCUGCUUUGGAAGAAGAAUAUUCACUCUCUAUUUCUGAAGCAAUUCAAGCUUUGUUGAAUGCCACAGUACAACUUCCACUUGGUGGGAAUGUUAGGGUUGAUGUAAAGGAGGUUGGGGAGAGCCUGAAUUCAGCAUCAAAGAUGAUGGAAACAAUUGUUCUCAAUAUUCAAAGAUUCAUGCCAAAGGCAGAACAAAUCGAUGUCUGUAUCUCAGAAUUAGCUAGAGUUGUUAGUGGAGAAAGAGCUGUAAUUGGAGAAUGUGGAGAUUUAUUGUCAAAGACAUAUAAGUCACAGGUUGAGGAGUGCAGCUUAAGGGGUCAAUUAAUCCAACUAUAUUCAACUUGUCAUAAUAAUAAUAAUAACAAUAAUAUCACAGAACAAGAAGGAUUUGAUAGUUCAGUUGCAAUUUGUGCUGGCAAUGAGCCUUGUUAGGUAUACAUAUAUAUAGCUCAUGAUCAUCAUAGUUGAAACUUUGUUCAUAAGAACUUGAUGAGAUAAAUUUUUUGAUAUGAUUGUUAAAUAAGCCAA
Molecule: messenger RNA, 1954 nt
Organism: Arachis duranensis
Lineage: Eukaryota; Viridiplantae; Streptophyta; Magnoliopsida; Fabales; Fabaceae
Product: protein ENDOSPERM DEFECTIVE 1-like
Exons: 4
Coding region: 179-1858 (559 amino acids)
Biological process (GO): spindle assembly; centrosome cycle
Cellular component (GO): cytoplasm; nuclear microtubule; centrosome
Molecular function (GO): microtubule binding
Source: RefSeq, a predicted model, not a curated record